Suillus clintonianus is the source of this 2998-nucleotide messenger RNA. Its product is annotated as ribosome biogenesis protein. The record is from RefSeq and is a predicted model, not a curated record. The coding region runs from base 48 to 2783 and encodes 911 amino acids. Gene Ontology annotation, cellular component: nucleus. The transcript has 9 exons. Lineage: Eukaryota; Fungi; Basidiomycota; Agaricomycetes; Boletales; Suillaceae.
CGAGAACACUUUACAUAUGCGUUCGCACAACCCCCGAAGAUAAAAUAAUGCCAACACCAUCUCGCGCCGAUGUCUCCAAAGUCGCGAAAAAACCUCAGAUUGAGGCGUCUCCUCUAUGGUAUCAAGAUGUACCCAAGCUGUCUGGGUCAUCUACCGCUCUCCCACCCGUCACGUCUGCCAAAUUGUCCUCCUUGAUGGAGCGCGGCGCAUCUCUUCAUGCAAAGGCGGUAGAGACAUACCAGUCAAGGUCAUCCUCAACAGUCACAUCGUCCAGCUCAGAUUAUGCAUUUUUGCAGAAAAUAUUGCACUCAGGCACACUGUCAGACAGGCUCAGUGCUCUUACGCUCCUCGUGCAAAGCAGCCCAUUACACAACACAAAAGCGCUGGAAACUCUGAAGGGGAUGUCCGAACGAGGAAAAGGAAAAGGAGGCCGGGAAGAAAGUCUUAAGGCUUUGCGAUGUAUACUCGAUUGGUGGGUUGGAGGCGGCGCACCGAACCGGAAGUUGAAGUACUUUCGUGAUCAGCCUCUAUUACACCACGGCGUCAAGGAUGAUCAUAUCCUCAUUUGGUACUUCGAGGAUUGGCUAAAGAAAUAUUUUUUCUCCAUCCUCCAAAUCUUAGAGGUCCUUUCAAUGGAUCCGCUGUCAUACGUGCGCACCCAAGCACUCUCCUUAACUUACUCCCUCCUUCGCGAAAAACCUGAGCAGGAACAUAAUUUACUUAGGCUACUGGUUAACAAAUUGGGCGAUUCCGAGAAAUCCAUAUGUUCUCGCGCUUCCUAUCACCUCCUUCAACUUCUACAAGCUCAUCCGUCUAUGAAAGGCGUCGUCGUACGCGAGAUGACGUCCCUCAUCCUUCGACCAAGCAUCACGACACCUGCCACUGCGCCAACUACCAAUACACAUAUCCGCUUCACCGACGAGACGACCACCUCGACAUCCAAGCCGAAACCGAAUACGAAACCAAAACCCAAACCAAAAUCUAAGCCUGACGGUGCUACAAAGAAAACGAGCAAUGAGCACGCGCGCUAUUAUGCGACGAUAACGCUUAACCAGAUUGUGUUCGUUCCGGGAGACAAAGAUGUUGCUGUACAGGUCAUCGAUGUGUAUUUCCAGAUGUUCAAGGAUUUAUUAGGGGAGAGUCGGUCGCAUAGCAAACAAGAAAACGUCGAAGAACAGGACAGAGAAAUCGUAGGGAAGAAGAAAAAGCGGAAGACAACUAAAGAGGUCGUUGGCGAUGGUGGUUUUGCGGAAGUUGAAGAUGCCUUUUCAAAAUCGAUUUCCGCCAUAUUGACAGGUGUGAAUCGUGCGUUGCCCUACGCAAAGCUGGGCCCAUCGGAUGUCAGCUUGAACAAGCACAUCGACACCCUGUUCCUCAUCACACAUACCUCAACGUUUAACACCUCUUUGCAAGCCCUACUCCUUAUCCAGCAGAUAUCGUCCUCGCUCUCCCACUCACCUGAGUCUUCAUCUUCUGCAACCUCGAAGAGCAUUGUAGACCGGUAUUAUCGAACAUUGUACCAGUCUUUACACAAUAGUCGCCUCGCCUCAUCCUCAAAACAGACCAUGUACUUAAACCUACUCUUUAAGUCCCUCAAGGCUGACGACAACUUCGAACGCGUGAAGAGUUUUGUUCGCCGGUUUGUCCAAGUGCUUGCAAGUGGUAGUGCUGGCGGGACAGAGUUCAUUGUGGGAGGAUUAUACCUCCUAGGAGAAUUGUUCAGUACAGUUCCAGGCUUGCGAAACGUUUCCAAGGGAUCACAUUCCACUUCUGAAGAACAAUACGAUCCACGAAAGCGAGACCCACAGUUUGCGCACCCAUCAGCUUCUCCCUUGUUCGAAUUGAUUCCCCUCAUACACCACUAUCAUCCCACCGUCUCUUUGCACGCACAACAACUCCUCUCUGGCCAACCUAUCACGUCAAGCCCAGAUCUGUCUUUAAAUACCCUUUCUCAUUUCCUCGAUCGGUUUGUCUACAAAAAUCCCAAAAAAACAAAGGCGAAAGGCUCUAGCGCCAUGCAGCCUGCAGCCGGCGCGAACGACAGGAUUGGCGUGAAACUAUUGAAAGGCGAAUCGUCCGGCGGUGCUCUACCGAACGACGAGAAAUUUUUGAAUAGGCGAUUACAGGAUAUCCCUGUGGACGAGGUCUUCUUCCAUACAUACUUUUCGAGGAAACGCGAAAAGGAUAAGACCAAAAUUGUCCAUACCGGCAAAGGGGAUAGUGAGGCAGAGGAAUCGGAUGAUGCUUCAGCGAGCGAGGCGGAGGAAGCACUGGACACAGACGUGGAAAAUGCUGAAGGUGAUGACGACGGUGGUGAAGAUGAAGACAGUGACGCCGAAGAGGCAGAUAUAUGGAAGGCGAUGCAAGCCAGCAUGCCUCGUAUGGCGGGAGAUGAAGACCUUAUGGCAGACAGCGACAGCGUCGCUUCAGGUCUUGAUGAUUCCGAUGGGGAUGAUGGGGAUGAUGGGGAGGUUGAAGUUGCUGAGGAAGAUGAAGAUGGUGGUUCUGGCGAUGAUUUCUCCAUGGUCGAGGACUCUGACAAUGAGGAUCUCAUUGGCUUGGAUGAAGUUCCUCAAGGUCUCAUCGAGUAUGACGGAAUCGUUGAAGAAGAAGAUCAUGGCGACGGCGAAGAACAAUGGAAUGGCUUCGGUAACACGAAGAAGCGAAAACAGGAGAACGAUUCCAAACGUGAAAAGCGGAAGAAGUUGAGAAGCUUGCCGACAUUUGCAAGUUACGAAGACUACGCAAAGAUGAUCGAGGACGGUCCCGAGGACGAUAUAUAACAAUGGUGUGGAUAUGUAUCUUACAUUGUCUAGUCAUUUCCCAGUCCUGUUCGCAUCCUGACCGACGCAGCAUGCCAAGACCUUGUUUAGUCCAUCCUCGAACUUCGAGCUCGCCGCAAAUUUGCUCAACCAUCGAGUGCAUCAGCAAUUCAGUGCAGACGCAAGAUUUUAUUGAACCAUCGAGUAUACUUGUUUCACACUAACGGACGCGAUGG